CGCAAUAUUUUACUAUCCAUAAUGGGGCCAUAAGGCGGAAGAUACCCGCCUAAGGCAUGAGUACGCAGGCCUAGCUGGCUGAGUAACGUUUGCGAGUUUCCCUUCCAUUUUGCUGUCAAAUGCAGUGCACCCCAAGCGGCAAAUCCGUUACAGAUGCUUUUAAUUGCUUCCAAGCGGCAUGACAGACGAUCGAGUCGAAGAAACCGUCUGGGAAUACAAGGCCUUGAUAUUGGACAGAGACCAGAAGCCCUGUGGUCCAAAAACGUGGGUAAGCAAUUCCAUUUCCGUAGUCCCAGUGAAGAAUACUGCUAACGGAUCAGAACAGCUGUACGACACGUGCCAGUUCGGGAACGAGAGCUACCACGACAUUGCAUACAGACUUACAGGCCUGUUACCCGUCAUCAAGGUCACAAAGACAGAAGGGCUUGACUUUGUCCCCAACCACGGAGUGCUCAAGCCACAAGAAAGGGUUCCCCUGAAAUUUAGAUUGCGCAAAGAUGACAAAUGUCCGAGCAGUGUGGAGAUCGAGAUCUUGUCAAUUAGAGUGAAGAACGACACGCCUGGAAGAAUCGAAAACAAAUGGCAACUCGUGCCGUCCAAUAGGGUCUCCAGGACUCGCCACAAGAUCGAGUUAAAGCGCCAGGAAGACGGCGGUACCGCACCUCCCAACUUCCCCAGCGUCCCAGAGUCAUUCACCGUUGCCCAAGUGCCCUCGGAUGACUCCGGUGUCAAAGCUUCGAAUACGGUCAAUCCGGAGCCCCCACGGAGAAGCCGAAGUCCAACUGUGAAGAAGUCGAAAAGCAGGGCGUCGCAAGCCUCCUGUCCCACACCAAAUCGCCCACAGUCUGUCGACGACGUUGGCCAGGCUAAGAUGGAGCGCUCUUCCCUAUUCACUCUGACAAACGUAGUCCUGGUUCUGCUGGUAGCAACAGUUUUGUACCUGUUUCUGCAAGUGCGAGCUCUUUCGGCCAAAGUGGAACGUGCGAAUGAUUUCUGCAGCGGACGAUUCUGCUUCUGGUUCUUGUGUCCCUGAUGUUUAUGUCGCUACGGGUGAUCAACAAUGAAGAUAACGGCCAUCGUUUCUCGUUACAGAAGCACAUGCUUAUGUGUCAGUUUCAGUGCAUGUACGAUGUUAAAAAGCGUAGGCCUUGUCAUUCAGUGCUUCGUGUGCACAUCGAGAAAGAGAAAUGGUGCGAAGAGAUGUUGUUUCGUAAACGGCGUCUGAAUCACAGUAGUCGCCGAAAUCGUCGAACAUUUAGGGUUUUGGGUGUCAAAAUAGGAAUGCCGAUAAAGGUGAGUCAAAAGAAGGAGGCAUUGCGUACAAAGUGUGGAGAAUGUGGCGAGAAAGUUCGAGAUAAGUCGAGGCAUAUACGCAGAAUAAUUCGCCGUACGCUGCUGUAAUCAUAGUGAAAUCCGCCAGCCUGUUCAGCUGAGAUUUUGCACGGCUCUAGCACAGUGCCCGAGAGAUACCCGAAACAUACCGGACACCCAGAACAUACAGUGGUCCAAACAUAACAGUUCGA
Ornithodoros turicata is the source of this 1523-nucleotide messenger RNA. RefSeq lists its product as uncharacterized. The record is from RefSeq and is a predicted model, not a curated record. The transcript is spliced from 7 exons. NCBI's taxonomy places the organism in Eukaryota, Metazoa, Arthropoda, Arachnida, Ixodida, Argasidae. Bases 179 to 1033 code for a protein of 284 amino acids.